Molecule: messenger RNA, 2171 nt
Organism: Salvelinus namaycush (lake trout)
Lineage: Eukaryota; Metazoa; Chordata; Actinopteri; Salmoniformes; Salmonidae
Product: myelin protein zero-like protein 2
Exons: 4
Coding region: 195-908 (237 amino acids)
Biological process (GO): cell-cell adhesion
Cellular component (GO): membrane
Source: RefSeq, a predicted model, not a curated record
CACUCCGCCUACAGCCCGAGUGCACACACAGCCUUUGAGUUUCAAACUUCCGAGUCCUAGAGCUAGGAUUUUUUUAUCAAAAACCUGUCAAGGUAUUCGCCUGAAUGAUCCUUAAAACGUUCACGUUUGGAGGUUUCCAGUAACUCUUUGAAAGUUUGUCAGUGUAUUUGAGGCCUGGACAAACUGACAAUCCAAUGUAUCCGACAUGGCAACAGUUCCUCGCGCUUAUGGGUUUAUUCGCAGUGCCAGGUGUGCUGCGAGUCGUUGGGAUGGAGAUUUUCACAUCCAAUGAGGUGGAGGCGUUGAACGGGACAGAAGUGAGAUUGAAGUGCACCUUUAAGUCCAAACACCCAGUGUCCCACUCCUCUGUGGCUGUCUCCUGGAACUUCCGUCCCCUGAGCCAGGGAGCUGAGGAGUCGGUGUUUUACUACCAGGAGACGGCGUACCCCCCUACAGAGGGGCGGUUUAAGGGCCAUGCAGUGUGGUCAGGGGACAUCCUGAGACAGGACGCCUCCAUCAGCCUGCAUGAAGUUCCCUUCACCUUCAACGGCACAUACACCUGCCAGGUCCGCAACCUGCCCGACGUCCACGGCAUCAAUGGAGAGGUCAUCCUCAGGGUUGUCCACAAAGUCUCCAUCUCUGAUAUAGGCAUCCUGGCUGCAGCCAUCGGGGGAACCAUCGCAAUAGUCCUGGUGCUUCUGGGUCUCUUCAUGGUGUUCAAGUACUACAACCGCCAUGCCAACACAGACAUGGAGCUGCAGGGGAGGAAACUGCAGGAAACCAGAGAGCUGCAGGAGAGAGAGCUACAGGUCAGGGUCCUACAGGAGAGAGAGUUGCAGGCCAACAUCCUACAGGAGAAAAAGCUGAAGGCCAGUGAGAAGGAGCGUAAGGACCCUACAGUGUGGUGAUGGGUCAGGGGCGUGUCUCCCUCCCUACCUCUGCUGACUGGUGUGGGGAGGUGUUCUGUCUGGACGGACUGGUCUCUGACUGGAGGGGCUGGCCAGUCCAGGACCACUAUUUGGGAGGGACUAAUGCAUUUUUUUGGUCGGUGUCCUUCUUUCUUUUACCCUCUACUCAUCCCUCCCUCAAUAUGAGUAUUAUGGAUCUCUGUACAUUCCACUCAUUAUAAUGUCAUGUACUGUUUUAUGCACUUAAUGUUUUUUACAGACAACUAUGUGAUUGGGUUAACUGUGCCUGUGCCAUCCCAGGAUAUACAGUAUUUUCUUUCAAAUGUAAAACCCCCCCAAAAACAUCACUCAUCAGAAUGCUAACAAAAUGCAAAAAAGUACUAAGGAAUCCCCAUAGCGGAUGCUAGGUAAAUGCUAACGAACGCUUGCAAACAUUUUACUAUUAACAACCCAGCUCCUAAAGUUAUGCAAGUAUCUCGAAACGCAGCAUGCACAAAAUAAAUAUUAGACAGCAGGGAUCUUAUUUUUCCGGACGGGAUCGUGUCUGCUGCUGUUACCAAGAAGCUUGAUCUUGCAAGCUAAGGUUAGCCACUUAGCUGGCAUUAGUAAAGUAGCAGAACCCAGCUGGAGAUAAUUUAUUUGGUACAUCUUAGAUAGUUAACUUAAUAGUUAUAAGAUGCAUAGCUGGCAAACAGCUGUAACUUGAUCACCUCACUUAAGUUGUGCUGUAGGGGUGACUCACCUCAUGAAUCUCCCAUUUUGCUCAUUGUCUAUCUUUGUAAACAAACACACUUGACUUGCUCAAACAGCUGUUUUGGGAACUAGUACUGGUAAGCUUCAUGAUGGUUAACACGGUCUGCUUUAUCUAUUACCUAGUGCACAAGUUGACUGCAGGUAUUUAUUUAAAAAGUACUAAUAUUCAAAUUUAUAAAAACAAAAAACAUUAUUGACAGUAUUGGAAAAUCAUACUGAUGUUGUUUCGAAAUACCCCGGGAUACGGUAUAUACGGCGUACCGCCAAAUCCUACUAUGUGAUUGUAUUUUGACUAUGUAGUAUGAUGACUACUCUUAUUAGAAAUGGCUGAAAUGACACCAGCAGCAGUCUCUUGGUGUGGUGGCAUCUGUUUCAUUACAUUUGGUUUGGUAGCCAUUUGUUCUAAAUUCAUUUACAGAAUUAUUUUAACACUUGAAUAAUUAACAUUUUAACUGAGCUAAUGGCCCAUACAUUUACAUUAUUCCCAAAUGAAUGUAUGUGUAUCUGGCA